This is a messenger RNA of Serinus canaria (Common canary), 4593 nucleotides long. It is a transcript of the gene PPEF2, whose product is annotated as protein phosphatase with EF-hand domain 2. Gene Ontology annotation, molecular function: Hsp90 protein binding; manganese ion binding; iron ion binding. Gene Ontology annotation, cellular component: nucleus; cytosol. NCBI's taxonomy places the organism in Eukaryota, Metazoa, Chordata, Aves, Passeriformes, Fringillidae. The record is from RefSeq and is a predicted model, not a curated record. Gene Ontology annotation, biological process: negative regulation of MAPK cascade; detection of stimulus involved in sensory perception.
CUAGGCUAUCCCUAGCUAUGGAUGGGAAAAUGUGUUUAAAGUAGGGCUGCUCAAAUAAUAAAUGCCUGUUUGUUUUGCAGAGAGCAAAGGAAAUAAGAGAAAAAUUGUUGCCAAAGGUGACCUCAAAUGCAGGGUCACAUUUUAUCAAAGCAGGCAGGUGGUACCCCUGAACACAUCCUCAGCAGGCAAAGUACUGAACACCAUGCUUGAGUGUUUGCUUCAAGUUUGUUCUCCAUUGUUUUACAAGUUACCUAGAAGUGUUUUAGUUCUGGGGGAAGGGGCCAAUGCAGAAUUAAUAAUUUUUAUCAUUGCUUCUCUGGAAACCUAAAACUUGCUGAAAUCCUCAGAUCUGUGUUAUUAAGUGAAGUUUUUGUUUGUGUAGGCUAGAUGGGCCUAUGCUCAGAAGUUCCAAACUUCUUCCAGAUCUUUGAUUUCCCUGGUACAGGAGGUUACAAACAAGAGCUAUAACUGGUGAGUUUUGUGUGCAAUUGUCCCUUGGAGUAGUUAAUAAUCUGGAAAGCUGUCAGAGUACCUGCAUUGCUGGAGCACAAAGCAGGUAAGGCACUAGGUAAAACUGGGUGUCAUUUAGCAGUGAUUUCAGGCAAUUAGUGCCAUUGCUAUGAAAUGACACUGCUAGAAUUAACAAGAGUGUAGGUAUUUUGCUGAGAGCAUUGCCACGUACCCUGUUGUGUCUCCUGCUUGUGGCAUUGUGAGGAUGCCAUUGUACAGCUGGGCAUGCUGGGCAAGGGAGGGAGAGUUGCAGCCGUUGCUGUGCUUUAGAACCUCCCUGUGCUGUAGCUGAGCAGGGCUCACCUUCCUGAGCCAACGAGGCUCGCUCACCUUAGGCAACACCGGACGUGCUCCUUCAAUUAGCGUUUGUGCAGAUCUGAGCUAUUUUGAGAGGAAAGACGUGGGGUAGGUGGAAAGAGAUUGAAGGAGACAAAAGGAUUGCAGGAAGUGAGGAAAGGAGAAGGACUUUUCCUUCUCCUGGGCAGUGGUGCCCCUGUAGUUACUCUGUCCUGACCCUUCAAAAUACUUUGAGCUGUGUUCUCCUGCCAACACCAGUCUUAACAUUUUUACAAGUGUUUAUUUCUUUUUCUCCUUUUCUCAGCUUUGUCUUCCCUGAAUUUCAGGGGAAAAUAAAAAUCUGUUGAAUUCUUCAGUGAUACAGCCUGGGGCUGCUUUGGCAGUGACUAUUUAUUUUCCAGAGGAAAAAUGUCUGGUUACCCUCAAAGUGAGAAACUUCAGAGUUUGACCUAAUCUUUCUUUAAGAUCUGUCUACCCUGACCAGAGCUUCCACAGCAGUGAGCUUACUGAAGUCUGGCCAUCUGUCCUUUUAUACUGGCAAUUGAUGGUAUAAUACACUCCCACACUCAAGCAGAUGCAUGAGGAUGAAGGCAAGCAGUGCUUAACAAAGCUGGUUAUUUUCUUCUGAUAGCUAAUUGCUAUUUUAGACUUGGCUUCCUGCUAGUUGUGGUUAGAUUAAAUAUCAGGUUGGUGUUCAUCCCUCAUCAUGAGCUAUACUUUAGAGGGGACUAUGUGAAUAUCUGUCUGCACUACAGAAUGUUUGUCUACACAUACUGCUUCUCAGUGACUUUUUAACAGCUCUUGAUCAGUAUUGAAAAGCUCUUUAUGUUUGCAAACAAUCACAGUACCUAUUUCUAUGCAAGUAGCUAAAGGUGCUGAACUGAUUCCUGUUUAUAAAGCUCACUUCAAAUGUGAAGCAGUGAGACAGAGAUCCUCAUCUGAAUGUCUGGGAGUAGCUGCAGAAACCUCGUAGUAGCAAAUGUACUUGGGCAUAAUCUGAUCAAUGAUAUUGUUAAUAUAUUUAAUUGUAGAUUCUUGGCACUGUGGGACAUGUUGAAGCUGUUUUGAUUGUGACCAAAUGGUCUUCCCUGCAUCUCUUUUGUGGUUUUGGUGACACUGGGCCAUUCUGCAACAUUGGAACAUUGGUUGGAGAACAUGGGAUCUGGUAGUUCUGUCAAUGUCCAGUACAAGUACUCCCUGCAGAAGUCUGAAAACGCUUUCAAGGCAGCUGUCUUGAUCCAGCAGUGGUAUCGGCGCCAUGUGGCUCGGCUGGAAAUGCGCCGCCGCUGCACCUGGAGAAUCUUUCAAUCCAUUGAGUAUUCCUGCGAGCAGGAUCAGAUCAAGCUUCACAACUUCUUCAGUUACCUCAUGGACCAGUUCACACCAAGCAGCAGCAAAGAGAGGGAUUUUAUCAGUCGCAUGUUCAUAAGUGGGGAAAGUUACAAAGAGGCAGAGCUGGAAAAAUACUGUGACUAUGAAUCCAUAGAGGUGCCAGACUCCUACACUGGACCCCAUCUCUCUUUCCCACUCCUCCCUGACCAUGCCACAGCCUUGCUGGAAGCUUUCCAACAGAAACAACAGCUCCAUGCUCGCUAUGUCUUAAACCUCCUGCAUGAGACCAGGAAGCACCUCAAGCAGUUGCCAAACAUCAGCCACGUCUCCACCUGCUACAGCGAGGAGGUCACUGUGUGUGGAGACUUACAUGGCCAGCUGGAUGACCUGUUCCUCAUCUUUUACAAGAAUGGCCUUCCUUCUCCUUCCAAGUCCUACGUGUUCAAUGGAGACUUUGUAGACAGAGGCAAGCAGUCCCUUGAGAUCCUUGUUAUCCUCUUUACCUUCCUCCUGAUCUAUCCCAAGGAGGUUCAUCUCAACCGCGGGAACCACGAGGACCACAUGGUGAACUUACGGUAUGGCUUCUGUGCAGGGCUGAGCCCCAUGUCGAGGGUUGUGCAAAAUCCCACUGAGCUUCCUUUCUCCUGUUCCUUUAGCUAUGGUUUCACCAAGGAAGUGAUGCAGAAAUACAAGGUAGGCCUAUGUUUGUGUCUCCUUUACCAUGAGAGAUAUGCCCUCAGAAGACCUGAUGUCUUAUCUCUUUUUUUCUUUCAGGUGCAUGGGAAGAAAAUCUUGAGGAUGUUUCAGAAUGUCUUCUGCUGGCUGCCCCUGGCCACCCUGAUUGAUCAGAAAGUCCUCAUUAUUCACGGGGGCAUCUCUGACACCACUGACUUGGACAUGCUUGAGAAAGUUCAAAGGGACAAAUUUAUUUCUGUGUUAAGGCUGAAGAAAAGAAACGAAUCGAGUAGAAAACCACAAAUCCAGGCCAUAAACGGGGAGAGCGAAUCAGGCACUGAUGCAGCAGGGGUUGAGGCAGCUCCCAGGUUAUCUCUGCAGCCCCAGUCAGCCCAGGCUCCCAGCACAGCCAACAGGCUGGAGUUCUCCAGGUGGCUCCGGCAGACGGUGCAGGAGCAAAUCGACACGUGCCGCCGGCUGGUAGACAUCAGCGAGUCAGAGCCAGAGGAGCUCACCUAUUCCAGCAUGGUCUCCUUGAAGGAUGCGGAUGAGCCGUGCUGGACUCGCCACGAGGAGUGGAAGCAGGUUUUAGACAUCCUCUGGAGCGACCCCAUGCCUCAGGAGGGCUGCAGAGAAAAUAAGGUGCGAGGUGGUGGCUGCUACUUUGGGCCUGAUGUGACGGAGAAGUUCCUUGACAAGUACAGCUUGCAGUUCCUGAUCCGCUCUCACGAGUGCAAGCAGGAGGGCUACGAGUUCUGUCACAACCGUAAGGUGCUGACCAUCUUUUCAGCCUCAAACUACUAUGAGAUUGGCAGCAACAGGGGAGCCUAUGUGAAGCUGGGACCAGACCUCAUCCCCCACUUUGUUCAGUACCAAGCCAACAAGACAGCCCAUUUACUCACCAUGACCCAAAGAAUCAGCAGAGUAGAGGAGUCAGCCUUUCGAGCCUUGCGGGAAAAGCUCUUUGCUCACACCUCAGCUCUCAUCAGUGCCUUCAAGUCCUAUGACAGGGACAAUACAGGAAAGAUCACUCUGAGCAACUGGGCGACAGCAGUGGAGUCAGUGCUGCGGCUGGGACUGCCCUGGCGAAUGCUGAGGCCACAGCUGGUGCGCAGCACAGAGGACGGCAUGCUGGAGUACAAAUCCUGGCUGGAUGAUCUGGCCAUGGAGCAGAGGAGCCAAGAGCACAUCCAGUCAAGCUUGCUAGAAGUAAUUUAUCGAAACAGAUCCAACUUAGAGACCAUAUUCAGGAUCAUAGACAGAGACCAUUCAGGUCUCAUCUCCUUUGAGGAAUUCCAGCAAACCUGGAAGUUGUUCAGCUCCCACAUGAACAUUGAACUCACGGAUGAUGGCAUUAAUGACUUGGUUCGCAGCAUUGACUUCAACAAGGAUGGGAACAUUGACUUCAAUGAGUUCCUGGAAGCCUUCCGCCUGGUCAAACAGUGCCCGUCGUGAGAGCCUGCCCAGAGUUGCCACAUCCCAUGCCUUGAUUUCUACAAAGCCAGGACUGUCCCACCUAACCUAGACUGUGCCUGCAGAUGGCAAGCAGGGAGGAAGGCAGGUGCCCAAACCAGACAUCACUGUAGGUGAUAGCUGUGACCCAUCUGGGGAAGCUAACAGGUGAAAUAGUUGAAUUGCACUUCAGUUCAGACCGCUUUAAAAGAAGCUGUGUUUUAAAUAGCUUCCUGCUCAAAGGGAAGAUGCAGCUUAGCUUCUCUUGUCAUUGUGAGGAAAUGUUAUGGGUGUAUUAAGUAAUGUAUUACUUGUAGGCAGUGUUUU